AUGGCAACCAACACUGUUUUUCAUAACACAUCUGCCAUCGGAAACGAGGGUAGUGCUGCAGAGACCCGAGAUGCUGCAUUCGAUGAACAAGCAAUGAGCCUUAAAGAUAAUGUUAAACUUUACUGGUAAGUCCCAAACUCUAUGUAUCAUAACCAGCUUCAAAUUGGGUUGAAGCUAAGGCACACUUUUCAAAAUGGAACGAUUCGUACAGCUCGAGAUAGCUCAAUCCAACUCGAGCUCUAGCACUUGUAUCAAGGUGUACUAAUUUUGAUUUCGGUAUAGGCCAGGGGUCCUAUGGGCCCUCAAUGUUUCUUUUUCGUUGAUUAUGGAAGGCUUCGAUAUUGUCCUUUUACAAUCAUUAUACGCAAUGCCGCAAUUCAAUCAGAAAUAUGGUGUCCUUGCGGACGACGGGACCUAUACUAUACCUGCCAGUUGGAAGACGGCUCUCUCGAAUGGUGCUCUAUGUGGGCAAAUAAUUGGUCUUUUCUUCGGCGGGUUCUUCGUGGAUAGAUACGGCUACAAAAAGACGAUCGCUGGUGCCCAACUCCUAAUGAAAGCCACCAUCUUUGCUUUGUUCUUUGCGCCUAAUGUUCAAAUAUUAUUAUUGGGAGAAAUAUUGUGUGGUGUUCCCUGGUAGGUGCUUAUACUGAGAAGUUUGGAACAAAUACUUAUAACUUUCAGGGGCAUGUUUCAAUGUAUGGCAACAGCAUACUCAUCGGAUGUGGUUUCCUUGAAACUUCGUCCCAUCCUUUGCACAUGGGGGAAUGCUUGCUGGGUUAUUGGGCAGUUGAUUGCAUCAAGUGUACUUCGUGGAAUGCUGGAUCGUGCAGAUCAAUGGGCAUAUCGGUAUGAUUAGUGGCAACAGAAUUCGAAAUUUGCACUAACACUUACGUCAGGAUCCCAUUUGCUCUUCAGUGGGCAUUCACACUCCCUCUCUGGAUAUACAUCAUCUAUGGCCCUGAAUCUCCAGUAAGUAGUAAUUCUUUCGAUCAUUCCCUUCCACAAAAACAACACAAGCGCCUCUUAGAAAGCUUGCCAAAUGAUCGGAUACUGAUUUCGUCUAAUACAGUGGUGGCUGGUACGCAAAAACCGUAUCCCAGAAGCCAAACAGGUCAUCCUCAGUCUGACGAGUCGCACGAACACUACCUUCAACCCCGAUGCCUAUGUCGCAAUGAUGACAGAAACCAACGAACGCGAAGCCCUCAUCUCUGCCGGAACCUCAUAUCUCGACUGCUUUAAAGGCACCAAUCUCCGUCGCACAGAGUGUGCAUCUCUUGUCUGGCUCAUCCAAGCAACCUGCGGCUCAACAUUCAUGGGUUACUCAACCUACUUCUACCAACAAGCCGGGCUUCCCACAAAAAUGGCAUUCAACUUCACGAUGGGUCAGUAUGCUAUCGGUAUCGUAGGAACUCUCGGAUCAUGGUUCUUGAUCGGUUAUAUCGGUAGAAGAACGAUCUAUUUAGUAGGAUGUUGCAUCCUCUUUUACCUUCUUUUACAAACCGGCUUUAUUUCUCUCUUGCCUGAAACAAACAAACCCUCUCGCUGGGCAAUUGGUUCCUCACUCCUCGUUUACACAUUCAUUUACGACCUUACCGUUGGCCCAAUCUGCUACGCUCUAAUCUCCGAACUCUCUUCUACGCGUCUCAAGUCCAAGACAAUCGUAAUUUCACGAAUGACCUAUAUUGUAGGAAGCAUCAUCUCUAAUUUUAUCACUAAUUAUCAACUUACUCCCCUUCCUACCGGGUGGGACUGGGGUGCUCGAUCGGCGUUUUUCUGGGCAGCCAGUUGUGCUUUGUGUGUUUUCUGGAUUUAUUUUCGCUUGCCUGAGCCGAAGGGCAGAACUUGUGGCGAGAUGGAUGUUUUGUUCGAGUGUAAGAUUUCUGCGAGAAAUUUCAAGGAAACAAAGAUCGAGGAUCUUGUAUUAACUGCUAAUAUGAGUACGGGUGUCGCAAGUAGUAUGGCGACAGAAGAGGCCGGGAAGAGGACGGCCGGAAAUCCUAUCAGAAAUAGAGAUCAGGUCUAG
Molecule: messenger RNA, 2023 nt
Organism: Hymenoscyphus albidus
Lineage: Eukaryota; Fungi; Ascomycota; Leotiomycetes; Helotiales; Helotiaceae
Source: the annotation of a GenBank genome assembly